Puccinia graminis f. sp. tritici CRL 75-36-700-3 is the source of this 2610-nucleotide messenger RNA. RefSeq lists its product as uncharacterized. The transcript has 3 exons. NCBI's taxonomy places the organism in Eukaryota, Fungi, Basidiomycota, Pucciniomycetes, Pucciniales, Pucciniaceae. The coding region runs from base 504 to 2123 and encodes 539 amino acids. Gene Ontology annotation, cellular component: nucleus; cytoplasm. The record is from RefSeq and is a predicted model, not a curated record. Gene Ontology annotation, molecular function: protein folding chaperone; protein-folding chaperone binding.
UUGUGAGUCUGGAGCUUUGUCUUGCGUAAAUAUGUAGAAUUCUGUAUUGGAUCUGUAAUCAUAAGGCACACCAUUUGAACUAGAUGGAUGGGCUGUUUGUUUGGUGGCUGUCAGAUGUUAUUAAUGUGUCUUGAUAUCCGGCAGCGGACAGCCUGGCUUUGAACAUCGGCGUCGUCAUUAUUGCCCAUCAUUGCCCAAACUUCACCGAGAACCAACCAGAACCACACAACGCUCAAGCGGCUUGACUGAGCCUGGCUCACUCUGCUGCUCAACUCAAACAAGUCCAAACACUUGGGACUUAAUCACCAGCUUCCCUCGAACUUACCCAUCGAUCUUCCUUGGCAUAUUUAGAUACGCCCUGCCUGAGCCUCCUCCUUUUUUUUGGUACCUUAUCCAUUUGUUACACCUUGGAGAGCAAUUGGCUAGACACCCUUUCUAGGAAACACACGAGAAAGGCAGACCGAUCAAGACCAGAUUCCAGGUUCAUAUAAACGAUUUAUUGCAUGAUGGAUGACCCCUACAGCAUCUUGAAUGUUUACCCGGAUUGUACUUACGAGGAGGCCAAGGCGGCCUAUCGACAAGCUGCCUUGAUGCAUCACCCCGAUCGACAGCCAUCCGCAAGGAGAGAAGAGGCUACCAGAAGGUUCAGGGUUGUCGCCCAAGCUUUCCAACAGAUCUGCCAGGAGCUCGGCCAUCCGAUCGACUUGAAUGAUCUCAAGCCCGGUGGCUCCCAAAUGAGCAAUGGUAGCAGCACCAGGAAGUCGACUUCUGCUUCUACGACCAACAGUAACCCUGCUUCGAUCAAACCUGCCCCCAAUGACAAGUCCGCCGUCCUGGCCCGUAGCCCCUCCACCAAGGCGAUCACCCAAGCUCCGAAAUCCCAGAAAGCCAUCUCGGCUAAACCGGAGCCAGCUAGUAGAUCGGAGAGCGCUCUCCAGACUCGACCAGCCGUGUCCAAAUCGAAACACAAAGCGCCUCAAGCUAAUCAACCCGAUGAAGAAUACUCCUCGGAAGAAUCAGACCACGAAGCAUCCCAUCAAUCUCGGCUCCCUCCACCAACUGCACAGAUCAAUGAACCGGUAGCCGACUAUCCGAGCAGCUAUUAUCAUGGUCGGCCACACCCCUCAUCUAGCCGGCGCUCCUCCUUCUCCCAUCCCGGUGGUGAUCUCUUGAAUAGCCGAGCGCCCGCCAACGACUAUUAUCAUCAUCCGCUCGGGCCGCCGAAGCAGUGUGCUCGGCAGCCGGAACAGCCCGACCAUCGCCAACAACUCUACAAUCUACCAGGAAGCGGGGGACGAGGGAAGGAAUGGGACUUUGGGCUGGGUGAAGAUGAUUUUUUCAACAGUGGUACGGACCGGUUCGGGCCGGGCAGUUCGAUGAUGAAUGAGAUUAGCUCGGGGUUCGACAGAAUGAUGUCGACGGCCUUCAAGGGUCUCAGCAUGGCCGGCCCCGAUCCGGCCGAGCUGGCCCGGAUGGACGGCGGCCAGAACUGCUCGAUGCGCAUGCGUCAGUCCAAGAUGGUCAUGGGCAGGACCGAAGACGGCUCAUGGGCCGGCAAACGGAUGGAGAAACAGAUGAACAUGGCGAACGGUAGACUCGAGGUUAACGAAAACGCCCAAGAUAUUCGAAUGGGAGGUCGAGCUGGCGGUAGUCGAUACCCAACCCGGAACGGAAAUCCGCGCGGUAAUGCGGAAGACUGGGACCCGCCUCCAGCUUACCAAGGAGGUGGUGAAGAGGACUGCUAUGGGCCCGAAAGCUACGACCCGAAUAUGGAGCACUACCAACCUGGGUACCAGCAUCCGCAGAGCCGACUUGGCGGCCACCCGGCGGCGCUUGUCCAGGGCGGAUAUGGCCCGAUGAGUCGGAUGGGUCAUGGAGAAAUGAUCCCGGGCCAUGGCCGCCAGGGUUCCCUCUCGCGUUCCCGAAACAGCGUCUCUGGUAUACCUGAUGGCUACCCCGACGAUGGUAACAGGCUCCAGAGAAGGCCGAGCUAUUAUGCACCCGAGCUUGCUCACCCAUCCAGGCCUCCACCAAUGGCCCAUCCGGCCUUCGCCGUAGGUCCUCCCCUCAUCGGCCGCUCUCUUGCUCGUCGCCCUUCCGGAGAGAUCAGCGCCAGAUAUUAAAGUCUUCUAGUCUACCCGCAAAGCUCGCCAAAUCGCAAAUCUCGUGGGUUCAUUCUUUCUCCUUGAAGUUGCGGUCAUUGAUCUUCUUUUGAUCGAUCAGGCUGCCAACUCUUAUCCCCUUCCCUCGCAUCAAAAGAAUUAAACACACAUAAAAAAAAUUCAAGUAUAUCUCAAAACAAGAAAACAUUGAAAAAAUGCAUAAAACAAAUUCAUAUUCUUUCUUUUUUUUAGACACAAGUACGCGAGUACAGGACAAAAAACGUGCUGCUACUGUUACGGAAACACGGAUGUUUUUUUAUCAUACCAAAACAUAUAUUUGUUUUUCUCUUUCUUUUAUAAAGUGUAGUGAUUCCGUCUGUAUGUGGUAUGACUUCGCUCACCAAUUUAUCUAUCUAUAUGUGUCUUUGUGUGUGUGUGUGUACUUGAAUAUCUUUCUAUUUUUGGUCUCUCUGAUGAUUGGAAAAGAAUUUCUUAUGAUUACUCUUGG